Molecule: messenger RNA, 3831 nt
Organism: Plectropomus leopardus (leopard coralgrouper)
Lineage: Eukaryota; Metazoa; Chordata; Actinopteri; Perciformes; Serranidae
Gene: pde10a
Product: phosphodiesterase 10A
Biological process (GO): signal transduction
Molecular function (GO): protein binding; 3',5'-cyclic-nucleotide phosphodiesterase activity
Source: RefSeq, a predicted model, not a curated record
UUUUUUUUUUUUAUUCUCUGGCAUUCAGAGCUGAGACCGGAGGGGAAAACUACCAUCAGGCAAUUUGUAAAAGCCAGACCGGUGGCGUCAUUGCCUCCUCUGUAGUACGCGCCACACCACGACUCUCCUGCUGCAUUUAUUCACAGCCUCCUCUCAAGUUGCUCUGUGUCUUACCGCACAUUGAAGUGAAAGCAAACCUAUUCGCCCAAGAUUUGUGAUCAUAACACAAUGCGUGUUUGUUCGGUUUAUGUUAUUCUGGCACAUGGAUUAGGAGGUUUUGCGCAAGGAGCGUCACAGACAAACACUCGUCGCUGGACUGAUGGUGUUGUGAAAGACAAGGUAUCGUAUCGCGCGCUCCCCCCCAGCCACUUUUUUAGUACAGUGUCUCCAAUUUUACGCCGGGGAGGAAUCCUCUCCUCUGUCACAGAUGUUGCAAGAGAGCAUUUUCUUCCCGCAACUUAGUGCGCAGCUCCAAUGCUGCGAGAGGGACACGCGCUCUGGCGUACUUUCGCGGGCAGACCACGUCCAGAUAAUCUCCGUUUACAUUGGCCUAUACUCUUCAAGAUAUCCAAGAGUUCCCGUUGUGUCGGCUGUGCGUCACCCAUGCCUGAUUAGACUUGUAGUCUGACGUCGCUGAGCACCAUUCAAGCAAAACACCACAUACAACGUUGGAAAUCAAAAUUGAUAUUCAAAAAAGAAUCCGGAGUGACGAAAACCAGAACCCAAAGACGCGGAUCAACAAGUUGCCUCCAGUGCGUAACUUCGACCAAACAUAAUCCGCGACGCACGUGAUCGACAAAUCACUCCCUCUGCAAAUAUUUCUCAUCUGUCAAGAGGAAUAAGCCCCCGGCUGUCAGCGGAGACACAUCUCGUCCGGUUAUACGGUGAGAAUCAGAAGCUGACCGGCUCCAUGCCUCGCUGCGUCUCCAGAUGCUCGGCUGGCCACCACAUGGUAACUUUGCGCACACAGCACACCGGGAAGAGGACAUACGGAGAAGGGAUCUGAAUGAAUGGGACUGAGAUUUAUUCGCAUUUCUCUUCUCGCCUCCCCCAGACUGUUGUAUGCGUUGUAUAUCCUGCCGGUUGAGGGUGUCUCACGUUAUCAGCAGAUAUCGAUUCGGCGGUGGAUAGAUCCAUCUCUGGAAUAGGGAGCAGCAAAUGUCGAAGAAACGGAAAAGUCCUGACGACCAGGACUUUGAGGAAUCUCCCCCUGCAGGAUGCAGCGACCAAGGCUUGACAGAUGAGAAAGUGAAGGCCUACCUCUCGCUGCACCCGCAGAUGCUGGACGACUUUGUGUUGGAGAGUGUGAGCGCAGAGACGUUGGACAGAUGGCUGAAGAGGAAGACCAGCAGCAGGCCUGCAGAUGACACAUCAACUAAAGAAGUCAGCAGGCAGUACCAGGACACAAAUAUGCAGGGUGUGGUGUACGAACUCAACAGCUACAUGGAGCAGCGCCUGGACACUGGAGGAGACAACAAACUCCUGCUCUAUGAGUUGUGCAACAUCAUCAAAACAGCAACAAAAGCUGAUGGAUUUGCACUUUACUUCUUGGGAGAUUGCAACAAUAGUUUAUGUUUGUUCACUCCAACGGGGGCCAAGGAUGGUCCUCCAAGCCUCAUCCCCUCCGGCCCCAUCGCAUUUGGGACAACCAUUGCCGCUCAUGUUGCCAAGACCCACAAAACACUGCUAGUAGAGGACAUCAUGGGGGACGAGCGCUUCCCCGACGGCACAGGGCAGGACUCAGGGAUCCAUGUUCACUCUGUCCUGUGCCUCCCCAUCGUCACUGCCAUCGGGGACCUCAUUGCCAUCCUGGAGCUGCAUCGGCAGUGGGGCAAGGAGCCCUUCAACCUCAGCCACCAGGAGGUUGCAACAGCUAAUCUAGCGUGGGCUUCAGUUGCCAUUCAUCAAGUACAGGUGUGCAGAGGCCUCGCCAAACAGACUGAGCUCAAUGACUUCCUACUAGAUGUGUCAAAAACAUACUUUGAUAACAUUGUGGCAAUAGAUUCUCUACUUGAACAUAUUAUGAUAUAUGCAAAAAACCUAGUGAAUGCGGACAGGUGCGCACUCUUCCAGGUAGAUCACAACAACAAAGAACUCUACUCUGAUCUGUUCGAUAUCGGGGAAGAGAAAGAAGGCAAACCUGUCUUUAGGAAAACCAAAGAAAUUAGGUUUUCUAUAGACAAGGGAAUAGCUGGCCAAGUGGCUCAGACAGGGGAAGUCUUAAAUAUCCCAGAUGCCUAUGCAGACCCCCGGUUCAACCGAGAGGUGGACCUUAAAACCGGCUACACCACGCGGAACAUCCUGUGCAUGCCCAUCGUGAGCAGGGGGAGCGUUAUAGGUGUGGUGCAGAUGGUGAACAAGCUAAGCGGAAGUGCCUUCACUAAAACAGAUGAGAACAACUUUAAGAUGUUUGCUGUCUUUUGUGCUCUGGCCUUACACUGUGCAAAUAUGUACCACAGGAUCCGGCACUCUGAAUGCAUUUACAGAGUGACGAUGGAAAAACUGUCUUAUCACAGCAUCUGCACAUCAGAAGAAUGGAAGACCCUUAGCCAGCUCAACCUCCCUGCACCCAUUUAUAAAGAGAUCGAAAUGUUCCACUUUGACAUCAGUCCCUUUGAGGAGAUCUGGCCUGCUGUCUUUAUCUACAUGGUUCAUAACUCCUGUGGAAAGACCAGCUUUGAGCUGGAGAAGCUGUGUCGGUUCACCAUGUCUGUACGGAAGAAUUAUCGGCGUGUGCCCUACCACAACUGGAAGCAUGCGGUAACGGUGGCACACUGUAUGUACGCCAUCCUACAGAAAACCUCUGGGAUGUUCACAGAGCUAGAGAAGAAGGGUCUGCUGAUAGCCUGCCUGUGCCAUGAUCUGGACCAUCGGGGGUUCAGUAACGCGUACCUGCAGAAGUUUGACCAUCCGCUGGCUGCUCUGUACUCCACCUCCACCAUGGAGCAGCACCACUUCUCUCAGACCGUCUCCAUCCUACAGCUGGAAGGGCACAAUAUUUUCUCCAACCUGAAUUCCAGCGAGUACGAGCAGGUGUUGGAGAUCAUCCGGAAGGCCAUCAUUGCCACAGACCUCGCCCUGUACUUCAACAACCACCAGCAGCUGUCGGAGCUCCUGACCACAAGCGCGCUGGACUUGAACAACCACUCUCACAGGGAUCGUGUGAUUGGUCUGAUGAUGACAGCAUGUGACCUGUGUUCUGUUACCAAGCAAUGGCAAAUCACACGACUCACAGCCAACGACAUCUAUGCUGAGUUCUGGGCUGAGGGAGAUGAAAUGAAGAAGAUUGGGUUGCAGCCAAUCCCAAUGAUGGACAGAGAUAAGAAGGACGAGGUUCCCCAAGGCCAAGUGGGAUUCUACAAUGCUGUUGCGGUUCCGUGUUACACGACGCUGGCGGAGCUUUUCCCUCCAUCUAGUCCUCUUCUAAAAGCCUGCAAGGACAACCUGGGCCAGUGGGGGGAGAAGAUAUCGCGGGGAGAGGUGCAGGACAUAGUACCCAUCCGGCCUAGUGAUUCAGGCCCUGUCAAGGUGGACAACUGACUACCAAAGGGGUUGCUGGCCCACCAAAGGAACAUAACAAGAAUCCUGCCACCGACCUGGAGCUUUGUAGGGGGACGCACCCACAUCCUGUGUUGGCCGGAGACGGAUCAGCUAAAGGCGACUUGACUUUGAAAACACACAGUUACCUCAAUGGGUGACGGAGGUGUCAACACUGACGGUUUCACCGAUCCCAGAGACUGACAGACAGCCGAUGGAGAGGGACUUCAACCCAUCACUCUACAUCCACUCAGCGUGGGAAUUCAUUUGAUAGAAUGGACUGAAUGGUAUAGA